Aquila chrysaetos chrysaetos is the source of this 1187-nucleotide messenger RNA. RefSeq names its product phospholipase D family member 3 (gene PLD3). NCBI's taxonomy places the organism in Eukaryota, Metazoa, Chordata, Aves, Accipitriformes, Accipitridae. The record is from RefSeq and is a predicted model, not a curated record. Gene Ontology annotation, molecular function: catalytic activity.
AUGCCGGGUGAACAAAUCCUGGAAGAACUCCUCCAAUUAUCCCAGCGUGGCGUCACCAUCCGAAUAGCUGUCAGCCGCCCGUCGGCAAGAUCACCUCUGAAUGAUCUCCAAGCACUGGAGCGGAGUGGUGCUGCGGUGCGCACUGUUGAUAUGCCACGGCUCACUGGCGGCGUGCUGCACACCAAGUUUUGGCUCGUUGAUGGCACCCACCUCUACGUUGGGAGCGCCAACAUGGACUGGAGGUCUUUGACCCAGGUGAAGGAGCUUGGCGCUGCCGUCUACAACUGCAGCUGCUUGGCCAAAGAUUUAGGCAAAAUUUUUGAAGCUUAUUGGGCUCUUGGUGUUCCCGGUGCUUCCAUCCCGGUACCGUGGCCGGCAAAUUAUUCCACCACCUUCAACAUGGAGACGCCAUUGGAACUGAAGCUCAACGACACCGAUGCUGCCGUCUACUUCUCGAGCUCCCCGCCGGCUCUCUGCGCCACUGGUCGGACCCAGGAUCUUGGUGCCCUCCUCAGUGUCAUCGAUGCCGCUGAGGACUUCGUGGACAUCGCAGUGAUGAGCUACCUGCCCACCACCGAAUUCUCCCACCCCCAAAGAUUUUGGCCAGCAAUUGAUAACCGGCUGCGGAAAGCCGUCUUUGAACGCCGGGUCAAGGUUCGGUUGUUGGCGGGUUGUUGGCGACACAGCCAAGUGACCAUGUUCCCCUUCCUCAAAUCCCUUGCCGCCGUCGCCGAUAAUAGGACCCGCUACAGCGUGGAGGUGCGGCUUUUCAUGGUGCCGGCGAGUGCGGCGCAAGCCCAGAUUCCCUACGCCCGGGUGAACCACAACAAGUACAUGGUGACGGAGAAGGUGGCGUAUAUCGGGAAAUCCAACUGGUCUGGUGACUACUUCGUGCAGACAGCGGGAUCGGCGCUGGUGGUGAACGAGACAGUGAGCCAAACCAGUGCCAGCACUGCUGCCAGCACCAGCACCAUCCGGGAGCAGCUGCAGGCAGUUUUUGAGCGGGAUUGGAGCUCCCAGUACAGUGCCGACAUCAGCGAUGCAGAGCGGGUGGGAGACCGUCUGCGGCUCCCGUUAGGUGCCGGGGAACAGACCACGAGUAGUAACCACAGGUUCUGGCUGUACUGAAUCUGGCUGCCCCGCUCCAAUUUGGGGAAAAAAAACAGAAAAAAAAGAGUUUUUCUGGA